UAAGCUUUUAAUAUUUACAUAUGCGAAGCUCCUCGUGCGUUGAAAUGAUUUAAAUGAUCUGAGUAAUAUGGACGUAGAACAAAAUAACAUUUAUAGCGGACUAUUGAAAAAAAUAGACGAAACGGAAUGUUUAAUUCAAGAAUGCAAAAAUUUACCUGAUAUAUCUGGGAAGGCAAAGUUGUUAAGAAAGAUAGAAGCCGAACUUAAAUUUCUGAAACGACUUUCAAAGAAUCGUGAGAAAUUAAAAGAAGAACAUAUAAGAAGUUCUAAUAUAUAUCAUUUGUCAGCUAUAGUUAGAAGCUGCAAUGAAAUGCAAGGAGUUAUUAAAGUCUUGGAAACUUUUUCUUAUAUAACUGAAGAAAAUGAAGGUUAUGUUUAUGAGGAUUCACUUGUUGUAGACAUUGUUGCCGAUUUUGGGAAUACAUGGGUGAAAGUUGCCACUCGUAACCCACAUCAUUUGUAUCAAGCAUCAGUUGGUCAUGGGAAAUAUGGGCGGAAAUCAAUUGUUGAACAAGUUCAGGAUAUGGUGGAAUGUGCUUGUCAGAAUCAACAUAUGUUUACUAUUCCCAAAAUAGUUGUUCGUUUAGCAGCUGGUGUUACAAAAGAAUUGAAAGCACUCUUGGAGGAAUUAAAUGUUUUGGUGAUUGGAGAUGUAAUCAGUUCAGAUACUGAUGCUACUUCAACUGAUGCAGCGUCCCAGCUUACGAAUAAAUUAGAAAAAUUUGAUUUUAAUAGUGAAGAAGACUUAAGUUCAAUCUCGAGUGAGAAAUUUGUAGUAGACCAUAGUGAUGAAAGUAGUUACUUCAAUAUGCAGGCCUUACCAUCUGAUGCAAUACUUAACCUUGAUGUAUCAACAUUUUUAGCUUAUGUGUCAAACAUGACAAAUGGACAUUGUCAUGCAAAAUAUAGUGAAAAACUUUUGACAGAUUUAGCAAAGAUGGAGCAAGCUCGCCCUGUAAAAAUAAUACUUGAUCAGCUAUUUAAAGGUCGGAAAUUAGUUUGUUGUGAAACAGCUUAUAGAGAUUUCUUGGAGAUUCUUUCAACAGUUGGCGGUGAAGCUGAAAAACAAAGAGCAAAUGAAAUGCUAAAAUAUGUAACAGUAGUUCCAGACAAUCCUUCACCUAAAGCCCUUUCUUUGGAGAAAACAAGCAAGAUUAAAGAACGUUCUAAGAUUGUUUUUGGUACUGGAGAUAUGAUGAAAGCUGUUACUGUAAGUGCAAACUUAGGAUUUUUGCGAGCUGCAAGGUCCCAGGGUAUGAAAUUUGUUGCAUUUGUUCAUGAAUCUAGAGCUCUUACAGAAUGCAAAGAACUUAAGGGUGAAGACAUUUCUUGUAAUUAAAAUAAGUUAUUUUUAAAUAAAUAAGAGAAAACGUC
This is a messenger RNA of Stegodyphus dumicola, 1374 nucleotides long. RefSeq names its product UPF0415 protein C7orf25 homolog. Lineage: Eukaryota; Metazoa; Arthropoda; Arachnida; Araneae; Eresidae. The record is from RefSeq and is a predicted model, not a curated record.